AAAUUGUGUUUGGGAUUCCCUAAUCAAAACAUAGUCUGGAUUCUUCAUUCGACACAACAACCUCAAACCCUAGUCUGCUGGCUUUCCUCAUUCUGCCGAACUCUUAAACCACAGCCGCCGCCGCCGCCGCCACCGCCGCCGCCACAAAUGAAGACCGUCAAGGCUGAAAAAACCACCGAUCAUCUUCCCAAAGAAAUCAUGGAAGAAAUCUUGUGCAGACUCCCGGUUAAACCUCUCUCGAGAUUCAAGUGUGUUUCCCCAUCAUGGCGUUCAUUGAUCUCCAGCAAACAAUUCAUCAAAACCCAUCUCCAACGCUCGAAAAAGAUCGAAUCUUUCGCCGACCAAAGAAUCAUCUUAACCUGUAAAGGCAAACUAAAGGCAUGUUCUCUGUCCUCCUUGUUGACUGAAUCGGUCACUCGUGUUGAUUCUUUCGAUUUCUUUCCGAUGAAUAGUUCGAAUGAUAUAGUUAUCGUCGGUUCAUGCAAUGGUUUGAUCUGCAUUCUGGUAGACAAAUGUCGGUUUUUCUUGUUGAAUCCUUCGACACGAGAGUUCAAGGAAUUGCCCGACUUCUUUACCGGAGCGAUGUUCCCGAAAAAUCUCGGUUCUAUUAGUGCAUACGGAUUUGGAUUCGACGAGAGUAGUGGCGAUUACAAGAUUUGCGCCGUUUGUUAUAGUAUGUUAGUGUUUGGUUUGAUCGUCACUUUUCGGAGAACCGUAAGAGUGUAUAGCUUAAAGGCCGAUUCUUGGGGAGUUAGUAGUUUGUUCUAUAAACACGACAUAUGUUCGUAUGGUGCAGCCAAGUUUAUGAGUGGGAAGUUUCACUGGAUAACCGGUUUUUUAACGGAUCCGAAAUGGGAAGUUGUUUGUUUCGAUUUGAAGAGUGAGACUUUCGAAACCGUGAAACAGCCUAGUUGUAUGGAGGGUUAUAAACGUCCGAGCUUGGGAGUUCUCGAAGGAUGUCUUUGUGUGUUUUCCGACUAUUCUCCAAAUGAUACGUUCGAUGUCUGGAUUUGGAAUGAGUAUGGGGUUGAAGAUUCUUGGGCUAAAUACGUCACUAUUCCUUAUCAAUCCGUUACUAAUUAUGUAACCCCAUUGUUUGUCUUGCCAAGUGGCGAGGUUCUGUUUACAUGCGGAUCGGAAUUUUUUAUUUACAAUAAGAGAGAUAAUUGCGUCAGGCAACAACAUACCAUUGACUUUGACCGUGACCGUGAUCGUGAUAGUGAAGCGGAGCUCUACACAGAAAGUGUAGUCUCACUUGUACUUGGUGAUUGAUGGUGGUGAAUAUGGGAGGCAAACUUUAAUGGUAUGAUUUGAUUAAAAAAAAAA
Messenger RNA from Erythranthe guttata (spotted monkey flower), 1326 nucleotides. Its product is annotated as F-box/kelch-repeat protein At3g23880. NCBI's taxonomy places the organism in Eukaryota, Viridiplantae, Streptophyta, Magnoliopsida, Lamiales, Phrymaceae. Gene Ontology annotation, molecular function: protein binding. The record is from RefSeq and is a predicted model, not a curated record.